AUGACCUUUUUUGAUUACUUACAAGGGGCAGGAAUCUUGUCCAAAAUUGAUUUGAGGUUAGGUUACCACCAGUUACGUAUUAAGGAGGAGUAUAUUCAUAAAUCGGCGCUUCGAAUGAGAUAUUCAAAGCUUCUGAUGCUUGACAGGGUAUUAUCGUCAUUUUAUGAAGGAUUUUUUUCGCUUCGCUCAUCCACUAACAUCCUUGAUGAAGAAGGAGAAAAGUUCGAAUGGAACGAGGAGUGUGAAAAGGCAUUUCAAUUGUUGAAGGAGAAGUUAACUACAGCUCUAGUGUUCACCUUACCUGAUCCAACUUUAGAAUAUUCAGUCUAA
This is a messenger RNA of Amaranthus tricolor (Joseph's coat), 330 nucleotides long. RefSeq lists its product as uncharacterized. The record is from RefSeq and is a predicted model, not a curated record. The transcript is spliced from 2 exons. Lineage: Eukaryota; Viridiplantae; Streptophyta; Magnoliopsida; Caryophyllales; Amaranthaceae. The coding region runs from base 1 to 330 and encodes 109 amino acids.